Molecule: messenger RNA, 4493 nt
Organism: Cydia strobilella
Lineage: Eukaryota; Metazoa; Arthropoda; Insecta; Lepidoptera; Tortricidae
Gene: PMP34
Product: peroxisomal membrane protein PMP34
Exons: 3
Coding region: 253-1107 (284 amino acids)
Biological process (GO): transmembrane transport
Cellular component (GO): peroxisomal membrane
Molecular function (GO): FMN transmembrane transporter activity; ADP transmembrane transporter activity; AMP transmembrane transporter activity
Source: RefSeq, a predicted model, not a curated record
UGACUAGGACUGGAUUGUGUGCAAAGAGCAUAAUAUUUAUAAUCACUACGUAUUGUGUGUAUGACGUGCGUGUGAGCAGACGUUGCAGCUAAAAUAACGCAAAUUAUUAUUAUCAGUGUUUGCGCUAUCCAAACCUCAGGAAACAGUGGCUGUAAUGCUAGUGCUCUUGCACUGAAUACUACAAUACAUGGUUGUGAUAAAAUCGGGAAAUGCAAUGAAAUAAUUGUAAACUGAAGCCCUAUAAUACAAAAAAUGGCACCUCCAAAUCCUUCUCUACUCAGCUAUGAGACCCUCGUGCAUGCCCUGGCUGGGGCUACGGGAAGUGUUGCAAGUAUGGCUGCAUUUUACCCACUAGAUACACUGAGGUCAAGGUUACAAGUUGAAGACUCCAAUAAGUAUCAAGGUUCUUCUUCAUGGGAACUACUCAUAAAACUCGCAAAUGAGGAAGGUAUUGAUUCUUUGUACAGAGGACUAGCACCCGUACUGCAGUCUCUUUCUAUUUCCAAUUUUGUAUAUUUCUACACAUUCCAUGCUUUGCGUAGAACUGCAUCUACAAACUCGUCAGCAAUACAAGAUCUAAUGUAUGGGAUUACAGCAGGUAGUAUCAAUGUACUUAUUACUUCACCCCUAUGGGUUGUAAAUACAAGAAUGAAGUUGGAAAAUAAUACUUACAACAGCUUAUUUGAAGGUCUGAUCACACUCUUUAAGAAAGAAGGAGUGAAAGGUCUGUGGUCAGGUACUGUUCCUUCAUUGUUGUUGGUCUCAAACCCGGCCAUUCAGUUCAUGGUGUAUGAGGCCUUGAAAAGGCACCUUGUGUCAACUGGGCAUUUCAAGAGCUAUUACGCUGCUUUCCUGGUGGGUGCGUUUGCUAAAGCCAUUGCAACAACAGUCACAUACCCUCUGCAACUGGUGCAGAUGAGGCUGCGCUCCGGAACAAGCAUGAAGCCUCUGUUCAAAGAUGUAAAAUCAAACCCAUGGCUCAUGUUCCGUGGUCUUGAAGCUAAAUUACUACAAACAGUAAUGACAGCUGCAUUGAUGUUUCUUAUUUACGAGAAGCUUGUGAAGUUAGUGUUUAGCAUAAUGAGAGUGAGAGCUAAACACAGCUAAGCAACUUAAUUGCUCAGAUGUAAAUGGUAAUUUGGUGAUAGUUUUAAAUGUUAUUAUUAUUUAUGAGCCUUGUGUCUCACUGCUAGGCAAAGGCCUCCCUUUUUGUUUUCAAAAGUGGUACCUUUUGUCUAAGAACGCUAAAUUCAUAAAGGUAAUAUAUUUUGGUGUUUAUAGGUACAGUAUUAUGUUCCUUGCUUUAACUUAAACUAUUUUAAAUAGUCAAUUAAGAUUUUUUAACAAUCUUGCUCACAUAUGAUGACAUGAUAAAAGCGCAGCCAUUAUAGACCUGCUGAAUUAUAUAACUUUCUACUUAUCCACAUCUAAAAACGAAAAUAGAUCUUACAAAGCUUACUAAACGUAUUUAUAAGAAUUAACACUUUCCACACCCAAAAAAUAAGUGGUUAUGUUGCCCUUGAAAUGAUAAGAACAAUUUUUUAAUUUAUGAAUAUUGUAAUUUAUUUCAAGUACUAUUAAAAAACAUAUAUAUAUAUAUAUAUUGUUUACAAUAAUAAAUAUUAAGAAAUGUCACGCCUCGUUCGCUCUUAUUGCGCAGGACAUAAUAGUACAUUUCGAUGCUAGUGCGGAAAGUAUGUCAUGACUUCACGAGCACCGAGACCCGAGAUAUGUAGCGCGAGCACGAGCCGUAGGCGAGUGGCAAAACUCGGGACGAGUGAAGAGUGAAGAAUGACAUUUCCGCACGUGUAUCGAACGACGUUUUUUAAUACAGUUGCGAAAAAAUAAGAAAAGCAACAGGUAAGGAAUGGAAUUCGGAACUUUUAUAUUAUUAAUUCUAUGACAUCAUUGACAUUAUGAAGAGGUGUUUUUCUUCUAGCUUUUAUUCGACUAGAAUAGAUUUUUCCCCUCACUAGCUCGGAAAGCCGUCUUUUAUCCUUUAAAACAAGCGGGGAAAAACGCAUUUUAUCCACUAGUGGGGAAAGUAAUUUGACCUUGGAUGGAGCGUGUUUAAGUAGCUUGACAGAUAACAAAACGUAAAACGCUCAUAAUAAUGGUUCGUUCGAUAUUAAUUAUCAUUAAAUAAAUGGUUUGAGAAUCUAAUAAAAAAUACCAGAUUUAGCCAUAUUUAAUGAUUUUAAUUCAUAAACCUUAAAAUUCCAUAAUAAACGUUUGAUUUUAAUAAUCAUGUUAAAUGUAAUUCUGAACGCACAAGUUAAGUCGAUGCAAUUUCAAAACGCAUCAUUGACAUUUCAUACGUCAGAAAUGUCAACAUUGUCAACAAAAUUUUUACUUAAUAACUUCCCACGUAAAAGAAUUUCCAGAGUUUUUUGUUAUUAUAUCGUAAAAAAAUGAGUGAUUCCAGUUGAUGAAGAUGAUCUAACGCGUGUGGAUGUUGCACUUUCCUCGCUAUAGUGAGGGGAAAAGUUUUGUGUUACACACGGGUGCAAAUGUAUUUUACUUCUCGUGUGUUAAAACACUCGCGGGUAAAAUACAACUUUGCACCCUUGUAUAACAAAUAACUAUUGUUAUUAUUAUUGAACCCACUUCAAUGAAAGUUUCUUUUUCAAAUGCAUGUUCUAUAAGACAGAAACAAUUGUAAAUAUUAAAACAUUGUACUAUUAUUACCUAAAUAUCGUUAUUUACGAUUAUUAGUGUAUCGUAUAUUUAUAAAAACAAUAUCUAAUGUUGCCUUUGGAAACUUAAAACAUUCUUGCAGUAAGAAAAUACACCUCUUCUUUGACAGGCAUUCCGUUCCAUUCAGACAACUUAUUAAGAACGGUUUUUCAACAUUAAAAAAUAAACGUGUAAAAAAUAAUACUUAUAAUGAUGAAGAGGUAAGUAAUAAAAUAUGAAAUAUGCAUAUUUUUCCUAUUCUUACAUUAACAAUAGGUUUUUAUGUUGAUUACGACGUUUAAAGGAAACUAAUAUUAACACUCAUCAAUAAGUAGUCAUGAAUUGGAACAAGUAAAAAUUUAAAAAAAUUUGAAAGUAAAAAGCACUAGUUCGCGAAAACCAACUUUCCGCACGCUAAACAGCCACGAAAAGUAGCACUUUUUGAGCAACUGUAUUAAAAAGGUUUUUUUCUAUCGGCAUUUUCCAAUUCCUCGUCGACAUAUGUAAGGAGACCCUAAGGGUGCAUUUUUACAAUGGAUUUUUUGUCUUAUUUUUUUAUACUAAAAAGUAUGGUCCUGAGCUAAUCUCAUCCAGAAGUGACCCACAAUCUUCCGAAACAAUAAAUAAAUAAAUAUCAUAGGACAUUCACACAGAUUGACUAAGUAAGUCCCACGGUAAGCUGAAAUAGAAGAAUAUGAUAUAUGGAAUUAAAUAAAAGAGAAAUCAAACAUACACAAAUCUAUCUCUAAUUUCACCGCUUCGGUGUGCAGGACAUACGUGCUUAGCGUGCGUAGCGCUGUCACGCUCGGAACGGCGUGAAGAUCCGCAUCAGUGUAAUAACAUAACUAAACUAUAAAAUUGAUUGUUUAUUAGCUCAAAUCAAAAGUUCCAAACUAGAUAUGGGUUUGUGCUGGAGCGUGUAAUAAACCUACUUACGACGAUAAGUGCCUAUAACGAGUGAGUCGUGUCCAUAUUUAAGUAUGCGUUAAUAAACCGAAUAGUAAACGCAACUUAGUAAAGUUAAAUAUGUUGAUUAAACACAAAACGUGGCAUAAUAUGUCCUUGAAAAUAUUCGACUACUGUAUUUUAGCUUUUAUGACAAUAGUUUCGUGUACAUAAUUUUCAAUGUCAAUGUAUCUACAGCAAAUAGGUACCUACUAAGUGUUUUAGUCUAAGGUGCAGGUUGUGUAUCGUGUACCUACUCGCAAAUGCUAAAACGUGAUACAGUACCGCAUGCCUCUUCCAAUAAUAAUUCCAUGACAUUAUUCAUCUAAAUUAAUAGUAUUAGAAUCCGAAACUGGUUUAUAUUCCGAAACCGAUGGUUCGGUUUCGCUCUGAUUUCGGCCGAUACGUCAUGUUUUUAUGCCGAAACAGAAACUUCGGCUGGACACUACCGAAUACAGUUUCGGCGCGGCCGGAAGGUUAGGCAGUUUUUUGGACGCAACUGAACCUGAGGCCGAAACAUGAUUUUUAUGCCAAAACCGAAACUUCAGUCGGACACAAUAGGCCUGUAUUUGGGCAUUAUGUCGAAUAAUGUACUUGUUUUGUUGUCUGAAAAGUGACAAUUGUAAAGUGCUUGCAUAUUAUAUAUUAUAGUUGGUCAAGCAAAUCUUGUCAGUAGAAAAAGGCGCGAAAUUCAAACUUUCUAUGGGACGACAUCUCUUCGCGCCUACAUUUGUUAAAUUUGCUUGACCAACUAUAUUAUAUUUUUGUAAAAUUAUAUUUAAUUUCAGGGUGUUCAUAAUUUAUUUUUAAGGUGAAGGUUGGUGGUUGUUAAGUUGAAGGCUACAUGACAUUAAAAUAAUAUGCAUUCUGAA